Molecule: messenger RNA, 5259 nt
Organism: Branchiostoma belcheri (Belcher's lancelet)
Lineage: Eukaryota; Metazoa; Chordata; Leptocardii; Amphioxiformes; Branchiostomatidae
Product: kinesin-like protein KIF14
Exons: 15
Coding region: 362-4420 (1352 amino acids)
Biological process (GO): microtubule-based movement
Molecular function (GO): ATP binding; microtubule binding; microtubule motor activity
Source: RefSeq, a predicted model, not a curated record
AGAGGUCAUGAGCUUAUUAUCAUACCGUUGGCUGUUUGAACAAAGUUUGAAAAGCACCAGCAUCCGUCUUGCUCAAAAUGGCACUUUCUGAAGGAUUUCGACAGUUUUCAACUGUACCAGAAUGCAGGGAGCAUGAAGACAACCACAGGUGUCUCUACUGCGGUUGUGAAGUUUGUGUAUAAGCGUUUCAACCGUAAUUUCGCCGUUCUUGAGGGAGCCGCGACCUGUGUGGGACUAGAGCUGGCGCCGACAACUACUUGAGUGUCAACACGGAGAUAAACUAUCAGGCCAGGUCACUCAACCACCACGGAGUUUUGCUUUAGAAAUUUCCCUCUAUAGUUUCCUAUACCUCUACAACAUAAUGGCAUCGAGGGGGACUCGCGUUCGCACGCCGCGGCGGCAUCUCCCUGCGACUCCCGGCAAUAAAGCCCAGCGUGCCGACUUACUCCGCAAGCAACAGUCGGCGCCCGACCUGUCUCAACCCGCCGAGUUUCAAACUCCUCCCGGGAAAAAGCGACUUUUCCCAGGCCCGGCUACACCGGAGUGUUUCAGCGCUGUACUCCCGCCGACUCCCGGGGAGGAUCAGGACAUCGAGACCGAGCGGUUACUCGCCGAUAUCGCAGAAGAAGGCGAGGAUAGCUGUUCGGUAACAGUCGCCGUGAGGGUCCGACCGUUCAGCCAGAGAGAGGUAAAAGAGCAGGCAAAAUGUGUGGUGACCAUGGACGGGCCAGCUACGUUGGUCACCCCAGUGAAUGGAAACGAACACCUGUUUGCUUACGACCAUUCAUUCUGGUCAUUCAAAGAAAGCGACAAGCACUUUGCCGGCCAAGAAAAAGUUUACAGAAUGCUUGCCCAGCCCUUGUUAGAGAGAGCACUUCAAGGGUACAACACUUGCCUGUUUGCCUAUGGACAGACAGGUUCGGGGAAGUCGUACACCAUGAUGGGUUUCGAUGGGAACAAAGGAAUCAUCCCAAGAUUCUGUGAAGACCUGUUUUCAAGGCUCUCAGCACACAGCAACGUUGAUGUGAAGUCGCACAUUGAGAUUAGCUUCUUUGAAAUCUACAAUGAAAAAAUCCAUGACCUCCUGGUGUCAUCACCCCAGAAAGAGAAGCGCAGGGCUCCUCUCAAGGUUCGAGAACAUCCGCUCUGGGGUCCGUAUGUACAGGGACUGUCGCAGUUUGUGGUCAGCUCCUACCGGGACAUUGAAGGCUGGUUAGCCAUUGGGAACAAGCAGCGAGCAACGGCAGCCACGGGCAUGAAUGACAAGAGUAGCCGAUCCCACUCUGUCUUCACCAUCAUUGUCACCCAGACCACCUGUGAAUCCCUGGAGGGAGAGGUGCAUGAACACAGCAGGAACAGUAGAGUCAACCUGAUCGACCUGGCAGGCAGCGAGAGAAGCUCGGCUGCACAGACCUCCGGAGACAGGUUACGGGAAGGGGCAAACAUCAACAAGUCACUCAUGACCUUGGGGAAGGUCAUCCAAGCUCUAGCUGACCAAUCAGUGAACAGGAAGAGGAGGGUGUUCAUCCCCUACAGAGACUCUGUCUUGACAUGGCUGUUGAAGGAAAGUCUAGGUGGCAACUCUCGCACUGCCAUGAUUGCCAACAUAAGCCCCUCCAGUACCAACAUGGAGGAAACUCUCAGCACACUGCGAUACGCCAAGCAGGCUCGCAGCAUUGUCAACAUCGUAAAGGUCAACGAAGACCCCAAGGCCAGGCUCAUCAGAGAGCUACGGGCUGAGAUUGAGAAGUUAAGGAGAGCUCAGACUGGACAGGCUGUGGUGAAGGAGGAGACAUACCAGGCCAGUCUGGCAGAGAUUGCUGCCUUGAAGCAGCUUCUAGCAGAGCAGGAGCAGAGGUUGGAGGAGGUCAACAGAUCAUGGCAGGACAGACUAGAGCAGGCAGAGCAGCAGAAAGCUGAGGAGACCCACAUCCUGGAGCGGGUGGGUGUGGCUCUGAAGGUGGACAACAAGUUGCCUCACCUGGUCAACCUGAAUGAAGACCCGCAGCUGGCCGAGGUGCUGCUGUACAUCCUGAAGGAGGGACAGACCAGGGUGGGGUCCAAGACUGGACAUCAGGACUGUGACAUCCAGCUGUUAGGAGGCCUGGUGGGUGCUCAGCACUGUGUCAUCACCAACAGAGGAGACCAGGUGAUGGUCCUGCCCAUGAAGGAUGCUCCCACUUAUGUAAAUGGUGAGCAGGUUACCAUGGAAACCAUGCUUCACCAUGGUGACAGGCUCAUUGUUGGUGACCAUUACUUCAGAUUCAACAACCCAACAGAAGCCAAGUCGGGCAAGAAGAAGUCGGGUGGCCAGCCUAUUGACUUUGAGUUUGCCAAGAGCGAGCUGAUAUCUGUGCAGAGAGCAAAGCUGGAAAGGGAGGUGGAGGCAGCAAGGACUCAGGUUAAAAAAGAGGCCAUGGCCCAGAUUCAGGAAGCCAGGCAGGUGGCUGAAGAAGAGAUGGAAGAGCAGAGGAGGGAGUACGAGCAAAGGAUGCAACAGCUACAGAAAGAGCUGGAGAAAGAGAGUGUUGAGAAGAAAGAAAAAGAGCAGACGGCUAUGGAAGUGCAGGACAAAGUGCAUCAGCUGGAAGAACAGAAGAAAGCUCUCGAGAUUGAAGUGCUGAGUAACAGAAGGCGUCUGCAGCUGGAGGCCCUCGCAGUCAAACAGUCCAUGGAGGAGGCUCGUGUCCGCCAGGCCCGCAUCAUUGCUGAGCUGGAGGCAGAGAAACAGCGUAUGGAGGGGAACGUGAGCCGGCUUCAGGAGGCCAGCAGGAGACGACAGCAGUGUGGGCCAAUCAGUGUCAAGUAUGGAGAGAGGGACCAGUGGGGGCUGAUCCGACUGUCCAUGCUGCUACAAGAGGCCAACAACAUCAGUCGUAGCCUGGGCAGGAAUGUCAGCUUCAGCAGGCAGGACAUCUUCAUUGGUGACAAGCCACAGGUUCAAGUCCGUGUGUCGAACCAUGCCUUGGGCAUGGUGACCCACUGGAGCCCUGAGAAGUUUGAGUCCAGGCUGGUCCAGAUGAGGGAACUGUACCAGGGUGAUGGAGACAUCAGUGAAGAUGACACCAUCUUCUGUGACCCCAGUGACAGCUGGCAGAAGGACACUUCAGUCACUGGACUGUCAGACUACAGCAGUGGCUCAGAAGACCAGCAAAAGCAGAACGGCACCUACACAGUACGGCCUGCAAAGAGAGAAAACCCAGGGACAACAUCAGUAACUUCUACCUGCCUGGAAAUGAUCAACAGUGCCAGAAAGAAGCUCAAGAGCAACUCCCAGGACAGCAUAGUAGACCAGAUCCUCUACUGCCUACAGAGCCUGAAGACGGAAGCCACGGUCAUUUUCUCCUCCAAAAAUGCACAAAAAGCUGAGAAAGAUGUUGAUAGUGAUGCAGACUUUGGCCAGAACAUGAUGCGGAUGUCGUACGCAGUAGUGGUACUGACAUCCCUGGUCCAGCUGUGGGCAUCCGUGAUCGAGCAGUCCGAGCUGGAGCAGACCAGCCAGCUGGUGCACCAGCUCACCAACACCACCCAGCGCCUGGCAACCAACGUGGGCAGGCUCCUGCAGGGGUUCGAGCAAAACCUGCUGGCACUGAUCUUCAGCGCAAAGGACAGCAUCAAGCACAGUAUGGAGGGCCUGGCGAGGGUCGUCGGGGAGGCGAUGCUCGCCACGGACACCGGCAUGACCUGCAUCACGGACAUCUCCGUGGAAAUCCUGCUGAAGACCAUGGUGAUCCAGGGCAUGAUGGCAUUUGUGGAGAAGUUUGUGGGCGGAUGUGUGAAGAAGCUGGAGAACUGUGAGGACUCUGUGCUGUCUGCCAUGUCCUCUUCCAAGUUCACACCGGGUCAGAUAAAGAACAGGGUUUCGGACAAGCUGCUGAACCAUGUACAGCAGGUCACGUCCAGUGCCAGGGGACUUCUGCAGGCCUUUGGAACUCUGGAGGUUGAGUACAAAUGGUGCUACAGUAAUGAUGGUGUGGCCAAAGUGUUCACCUUCAUCCAGGACAUGACAGGUGCAACAGAGAGUGUGAUGGACUCGGCAGCACAACUGUGUCAGUCAACUGUACAUGUCACCAAAAACUCUAGAGAAGGAGUGUCUAAGAUGCGUCCCCAUGCCGUGAAGCUGCUGGGGACGUGCGGUCUCCUACGGGAGGUGGCCAACAGCUGGCAGGAGCUGAACUCUGAUAGGAGACCCAGCAGUAGGACAGACCACAUCAAUAAGAACAUCCGUGAAUUCGACAAGGACCUGCGCACCUUGUUGGAGCUGGUUGACCAGGAGGCGCGGACGAGCGGCAGUUCCCCAGCCAAGCGGCUACUGCCCUCCUCCCCCCACCUAUCCAGUACCCUCACCACACAGUCCUCCCCGUGUGGGGCUGGAACCAACACUGUCACCAGGAGGCUGGCACUCGCCUUCAGCACAUAGAACAUGCCAUGGUUCUUGCCAGAUACUUCCUAUUAUGUAGUUACUAGCUGUCUCUCCUUAUUGUGUCUUCAGUGUGUGUGUAGAUGCCUUGGUACUGUAGUAUCAUUCGUUCAUGUCUGGUCCACAUCUUAUUGCAAAAGAUAUGUAUGAAUUCUGUAGUCAUCUGAUGUACAAUACUCCUUGGUAUAGAGAAUAAAACAGAACAGCUUGACUGUAUAUAUGAAUUUAUAGAGAAAGACCAUAUUACUUCAUAGAGAAAUAGAAUUUGCAGAUACUAAGUAGGUACUUUGAUGUUGUAACAAGAAGGCACUUUAAUGCUAGGGAAUUUUGGUAAAUGAAUAUACAAUGUAUCUGUCUAGGUCAAUAUGACCUUAAAAUGACCCGAGGAAAACCCUUUCAUGGUAACAAAAUGCAUUUCCUUGGUAUAGGGAGUUACAGUAAAUUUGAGGCUGGGGACUUGGGGCAUUCCGUGGUAGUCCUUGUUGCAACCAAAGCUUUUGGAUAAUUCAUAAUUCAUGUAUUUCUUAUCUGUAGUAUUUUAUUAUCUGUAGGCUUAUGAAGUAAAUGAAUGCAAAAGAAAUAAAUGUAAACAGUGUGAGCAGAUUUAUAUACAUGUAUAAGUGAUUUUAGUUUUUAUAGUCUUCCAAAGACAUAGCACAUCGAUUGUGUUCCAGUAGCAAAGCACAGGUGUUACUAGGAAUACUAAGAACUACUGCUGCUACACCAGUUGUUCAUGUGCAGGCGCAGGCUUUUAGGUGUUGCUUACCAUAGUUACAUUUUUGUAAGAAAGUUAUCAGCUAUGCAAAGUCAUGUUUAACAUAGAAAAAUAAAGAUUACUU